Acanthoscelides obtectus is the source of this 813-nucleotide messenger RNA. The record is from the annotation of a GenBank genome assembly. Lineage: Eukaryota; Metazoa; Arthropoda; Insecta; Coleoptera; Chrysomelidae.
AUGUCUAGACGUCUAAAAUUCAUGAGCUUCAACGUAAGGUCAAUUCAGUCUGGUUUUCUAACUUUGAAGGAGUAUGUUGUUGACUGUGCUGUCGAUGUCCUGGGUCUCAGUGAGACUUGGCUAACCCCAGAUAUUGAUUCCUCCUCAGUAUUUAUCAACGACUUCAAUGUCGUUAGAGCAGAUCGAAAUAGCAGAGGCGGGGGCGUCGCGUUUUAUGUGAGAAAUGGUAUUGCGUUCAAAAUAUUGCACUCUAAUAUCACCGCAGUAUUGGAAGAACUUUGGAUCUCUGUAAAGGUUAAUCAACGCAAAUAUUGUCUAGCUAUAGUCUACCGUCCACCAUCGGCAAAUGUGCUUGACUGUUUUCAUCAAUUAACUGAGUCUUUAACCAACCUUUCACUCGAUAAUGAUUACGCAAUUGUCAUGGGCGAUUUUAAUAUUAAUGUUUUAGUGAACGACGGCCGAUCCGAGAUGCUGAACUGUUUUCUUGAGUCUUUUGAUCUGUCUCAGUUAGUGAAAGAGCCCACACGUAUAACUUCCAAUAGCCAGACAGCUAUAGACUUGCUCAUGGUUAGCUCUGCUGAUAUAAUAAGUGGUUAUGAAGUUGUUGACGUAGAUGGAAUAUCUGACCAUCUAGCCCUAAUAUUUUAUAAAUAUACCGCUGCAUGGAAACAAGAGCCUGAAUUUAAAGGUUGGCCGAGGAGCAGCAAGAAAGGGUCCAAUUAUGAAUUCUGCAAGGCAUGCAAUAAAGAUUUUAUAUGUGGCAAAUCCAAAAUCCAGAAACAUUCUUCAGGAAAACAACACUCAAAUUGGUAA